This is a messenger RNA of Acytostelium subglobosum LB1, 1149 nucleotides long. RefSeq lists its product as hypothetical. The transcript has a single exon. NCBI's taxonomy places the organism in Eukaryota, Evosea, Eumycetozoa, Acytosteliales, Acytosteliaceae. The record is from RefSeq and is a predicted model, not a curated record. Bases 1 to 1149 code for a protein of 382 amino acids.
AUGGGAUAUCUCGGCAAUCAAACAGACAAACAAAAGGUUGAGGGCUGUGGUCGCCAAGCUUCCAAAGGUUGUGCCACGAGCCCUGGGCUUGGACAAACUCCAAGACAUCACUUUGUGGGAGAUCAUCAGCUCGUUGGACGACUUGGAUGUGCUCUCGCUGGGAAUGGUCAGCAGGAAUCUAUACACUCAAAUUGGAAGGUCGCCCUUUGUUGUGCUCCCAACCAUGAUCAGACAUUGUGGAACCUCGACGAGUUCAACGUCUCCAAUACCGACACAUUGGGUGUCAACCUGACCACACUGUCAUUUGGAAAGACCUACAGACACUUCACCAUGCCCGGCUCCAUUUCACCAUCAGUCCGAUCUCUCACCUAUGAUAUUGGAUACGACAUGCCAAUCACCGUCGGGUCACUCCCUCCAUCGCUCACUUCGCUCACAUUGCCUCGAAUGCUCAAUAACUUCAUCGAGGAUGGCGCCCUUCCUGACUCGCUCACAGAGCUGACCUUUGGAAGACCAAGUCAUUUAUUCGAUGACUAUAAAUAUUACGACCCUACAGACCCGAUCGUCAAUCUUCUGGGCAGCAACUUAAAGUCAAUCACAGACCAAAUGAACACCUUGCUCAACCAAGGUACAGCACCAGUUACCAAUUCAGACCAACCUCCACCAUCUGCCACACAACCUGAACCUGUCAAGGAGGUUGUAGACCCAACACCUGAGCCACACGGUGACGAUGCCCCUGACUUUAUCGACCCAAGCAUGAUCUCUGAUAUUGACCAAGAUGAUCAUGCCCCCGGCUUUAUGGAUCCAAGCAUGAUCUCUGACAUUGACCAAGAUGAUGAUGAAACACAAUCUCCACCUCAACCAGCUCCAGACAUUGGCUUCACAAUCCCAACACCAUUGGUCCAAGACAACACAUUACUGCUCCAUGAAAAGCUUAACAUUACCUUGCCUCUGCUUCUUCCUCAUGCUUUUGAAGCAACUGCGAACAGCAUCCCACCCAACACCAACCCUUCAUAUUUCUCCAAGCUUGCCGAGUCCUUCAGCCUCCCCUCGCUCCCGAAAUCACUAACCUCACUUCGGUUGGGACAUGGAUUAUCCAAACCACUCAUGCCCCGGAUUCCUUCCCGAGUCCUUGACCGAACUGAGACUUGA